AUGAACCCUUUGUCUCUCCACGGCCUGUUUUACAUGUCUUUUCGCCCGGCGAAAUCAGAAGCGAUAACGUUCAAAGAGGAAAUGAAGGCGACGGAGAAGAAAGGAGAGAAGAAUGGAGAGAAACUGACGAAGAAGAAAGAGAAGAUGAAGGAGAGCAGGAAACUGACGAGGCAGCUGUGGUUUCCAUCGCUACAGUUAGUCUUGAUCCACACGCCGCGUUCACGUCUGAAGGAGAUAUCCGAACUUCACCGUCCACCUGCAUCGACGCGCGGCUUUCCUUUCUGGUUUUUCCUGUUUGUGUCAUAUCAGAGUCGGCCGAUUCUGAUCACUUCGAGUCCAGGUGUCCGCCGCGGAGGCUGCGUGCCGGGACAUGCUGACUGUUCGCCCGACUCCAAAGGCGAGUGCUUUCGGGCUGCUCUCUGGCACGCACCGUUCGCCACAGAGUCGCGCACCUCUCGCUCUACGCAGCCGACAUCUUUCCUUUCCUGUUCGCGUCCGCUGUCUGGGGCGGUCUCUGCGUCUUCGGGCGCUCUCCAGAAGCAGGCAGGACUCUUCGCUGGACAAACUCGAGGGAAUUCUGUCUGGGGCGACUCCCACGCUCGUCCGCGACGCGCGCCGGAGACCGUGAGCGAGGCGAAGAGCGAAGGGAACCCUGGAGCGGGAGCGCAGCUGGACGGGAAACUGAAGGAAACGCCGCUGGAAACACGCGACGUGGUUCUGGGGGGAGAAGACCACGAUGAGCAGGAGGAGAGGGCUUUGGAGGGAGCCGAGAGGAGAGAAGGCGCGACACGCAAAGCGAUGAAGGUCGAUACGCGUCACGCAUCGACGGCCUGGGGUUUCGCCUCCCCGCGGAGGGCUACUCACGUCUCGUCUCCAGGUGUCUACCGCAAAGAGCACAAAGUUUCGCUUUCUCCUGCGAAAGGUGAACCCGCGGGUUUCGGGGUAGGCGAGAGAGAAAUGCUUCGGGAAACGCCGACUGCUUGGUGGUCCUGUUCGGGUGUGUACAAGGGCGAACACGCGAUGCACGCCGACCUCAACUCGCACGACUCGGCGCGUUUCAGGCGGGCGGGAACUCGCGCCGUUCUCGCGCCCUUCCGAGCCUCGGGAAACGACGGCGAACGCGAGAAAGAAGCGCUAAGGCGCGAGCGGGAGGCCAACGAAAGGAGACAGGUGGGUUGCCAGAGCGCGCGGUCGGGUCCGAGGCUCUCCUCCGAUUCGGAGCGAGCGUGGGGAUCGUCGACGCCGUUGCCUGAAUCGGCGCACAAAGACUGCGCCGAUUCCGGUGAGCGGCAGGUUUCACAGCUGAGCGAAGAAACAAGAGGACCCCCGGAGAUUCUCUCUCGAGGCGAAGCCCUCGACGGCGGCGAAGCAACAGUGCUGGACGUCGAAGGAGGACCAGGAUACGAAGAUGAGAGUCAGAUGCCAUCACCACUCCGCCGAUCUCCCGCGACGGCCGACGCAGCAAGUGGGGCGCGGGACGCAACUCAAGUUUUGUUAACCACGCCUGGCAGAACGCCAGCAGAAGGCGAGAAGAGGGCCCGGAGGAGGGCCGAGAAGAAGGCUGCGCGUUCAGGCGGCAAGGUUGGAGAGACACCGACAGAGGACGAAGUCUGUGGUGAACCGAGGCAGGGAGAAGAGUCAGGCUGGCAGGUGGGGAAGGAAAGGAGAAGAGGAGCGGUGGGGCGUUGGGAGUCUGCAGUCGAUGUUGAGGAGAAAUGCAGGGUUGAGGAGAGACGGCGGUUUGAAGACGCGUGUCUUGAGCCUUUCCCCUCAUCACACAGCGAGGAAAAACAAAGUGAAGAGCAUGCAAAAGACACCGAAGCUGAGGGAACGCCGAGUAUGACGGCGGCGCUUCCCAGGCGGUCAUCGCCCCGUCAUUUCCUCGAAAGAGACGAAGCCUGGCAUGGCACAUCCGUACAGGGAACACCCGAGAGUGUCUCGCCUUCGGACAUGCGACGCCUGGCGCCGCCUGCCGCUUCGCCACAUUCCUCUCCGUCCUCGAACUCGCGCGUUUCCUCUUCGCUCGACGCAUGCGAGCGACACAGCAAGCAGCUCCUGCGAGGCUGCAGCGGCGAAGGAGAGUGCCGGGAGGGGGAACACGAGGAAGACGAACCAGAGGGAGAAGAGACGGAGCAGGAAGCAAGAAAGCAAGAAGAGGUGGAGCCCGAAGCCGGAGAGGAAGAAGGGAGCAACGAGAAAGGGAACACGGCCGAGGACGGUGUGGUUCCUCAGCGAGCGUCUAUUAUUGAGAGGUCGGUGAGAAGAGCGUCGAAACUUAUUGGGUCAGGGAAACCCCACAAGAACGGGAGACGCGUGAAAAUUAAUUUGAAAAGCACCAAGUCCUUCUGGCCUCGCCACGCAGCCCGGCGUUUCAAAUACCCCCGUGGGUAUCGCCUGCCUUCUCUCCCCCGCCACUUCCGCUUCCUUUCAACGGAAAAGAGAACGGCAGAGAAAGACCGAGGCAGUCUGCUGGCUCUCCUGUCGCACCCUCGCUCGCUUCUCGCCUCUUCGCACUUUUCACUGAAGUCACCUUCUGCCUCUUUGCCUGCAUUGUCGACUGCUCUGAGGGCGAAGCCGACCGCAGCAGAAAUGCGCGUGAUGCACCCGAAGCGCGCCGCCGCUGAGCCUCAAGAGCAGCCAAAGCCCAAGUCUCCCGAUCACGCUGGGCACGUGUCGUUGCGUUGCCGCACGACAGACGGCCCCCGCGGGAGGCAAGACUGCCGCGAAGAGGCUGAGGAAGGUCGGAUGUCUGUUCCCAAGAACGUCGACGACAUGACGGUUUCUUGCCUGUCUCCGGAAGCUGUCACGUGCCUGGACGGCCGCGCCCGGCGCUGUCGGUGUAGCGUUUACCACUUUCCCCACGAGGACAAAGUCGGCGUCUACGACACUUUCCUUGCUUCGCCGUGCUGGUCCAGCUGCUCGUACACCUCGCCAUGGACAUCCCAUCUUUCGUCCCCUUGCUGGAAACCCCGUCGGGAAGAAAGGGCUGUUUGUGUGUCUUUCCAAAGAAUGGAAUCACUGCCUCACUUUGCCUCUGCUUCGCUGUCGGAGGCGCACGGCCGACCCAGAGAUCGGAGUUCUUUUUUCCGUGUCGAGGAACAAGAAACGCGAGCGCGAGAAACAUUCCUAGAUCUGAACACUCCAAGUGAGCCUCACGACCUGCAAGCUUUAGACAGAUCCAGCAGCCGGCGUCGACACCCGUGUAUACGUCUUGCGCCUGCUGCUCGUCGAGGGUGUUGCGAGACAGACACGCAAUUUAUGCAGGGAAAAAGCGAAUUCGAACACCACUUUGGGUGUACCGACACUGUUCGCCCCACGAGCAGUGCACAUAGCAAGAUUGGCAGUAAGCUUCAGAGCGCCUUCAAAGAUGACAGAGGGAACAGGCCUACUGAGAAGACGCCGGAUCUCGGUGCUCCUCAAAACGCAUCUGAGAAAAGCAAGAAAACCAUCAAGCGUUUGGAAAGGCCCGCUUCGAUUGCGCGGCAUGGACAACACGACGGAGAGGAGGCGCAGGAUGCCCCGCUUCGAACGCCAAAAUCUCUCCCUUCUCAGAACUCAGCUGAUCAGCCGAUAAGGCCCCUCCACGUCCGAUAUCCACAGAGUCGGAUCGGCUCAGAAGAAGGGCGAGGACAAGAAAAAGACGAAAAAGUGCGAAAACGAGCAGUGCGAACGCCGUGGGAAGGGAGGGAGAAGUGCGGUGGGAGGCGCGAAGGGACGGAUGAAGCGAGAGGCAUUUGUGGGAAUGGGAAGACGGCCAACGCUAAGGUGAUGAGAGACGCCUCUGUGGAGAACUCGGAUUUCCUUGAAACGGAAGCGAAGCUUCGAGAUCCCCCAAAACGCGGAGGGUGUCGUUGGGAAAGAGAGGCGAGCAGUGAAGACGAGUACGGAGAGCCUCUGGAGAGACGACACAAAACCGCGCAGCCUCUGCCGCCCAUUCCUCUUUUCCGCCCGGUGUGUUGCCACCCCAUCGUCUACCGCGAAGGAAAGCGUGCGCCUCGACAUCACUCUUGCCUUCGCCCGGCCGUGUCGUCGAGCACGGAUCUCCUCUUCAAACAAUAUGUAAAGGAAGUUGAGAGCGUCGAGCGCCAGAUUGAGCGAGAAGAGCGGCUCAGAAAAAGAAGGAAAGGCAGCGGAGAAGGCGACGUCGAGCACCUCCAGCAAAUCGUCACCAAGAGCACCAAACUCGUGUACUUCCUCAUCAUUGUCAACAUCACAGUGCUCAUGCUGUGCUUCUUCUUUGCCCUCUUCCCCAUGCACCUAAGCAACCACGAGAAGACCAGGGACGAUCUGCCGGAGCCAAGCUUCUAUGAGAUGAGUGAAAGCACGGAACCGGUUCGCGCCCUAGCCGCAUUCCCGCCUUCGCCGCUGUCUCCGGAGAGCUCGGCGCCUCACGUUUCGUCGUCGCCCUCCUUUCGGUCAACGAGCGCUAGCCCGCGCCCUCAUCCCUUCCUCUCUUCUGUCGCGUUGGAGAGUAAAUGGCGUAGACGCCACAUCGUCCACCCUGCAGCGGCGCCUCACCGCGGCCAAGAGGCAGUGUUUGGAGGGCGAGAGCCUGUAAACCUCCACGAGGAAGAAGCAAAGGGAUCCCCGCGACUUUUUGAAGAACAACGGCUUGAUCCGCCAGCAGCCCCGAGUUCCCCUCCGCUUCGCUCUCAUCACGCGCCGGCGCAGGGGGAAACAUAUACAGCAAAGAACGAAACAAGAGGCGAACUCUGGGCGGGGAGGCAAAGCACAGAAGGCCGAGAAAGAGUGGAACAGGCCUUUAGCCCCGCAGGAAACGAGAAGCAUCUUAUGCUGGUGACGCCUUUAACAGAACUGUCUGAAGUACCAGCAGAAGCCUUCAAAGACCUCGUCAUUGUCCUUAAGAUGAACCCGUCAGUGGAGCCGAGCGGAGCUGCCGGAUCGACGGUAACGAAAGUCCUCAGCGUCGCGGGAGUUGAAGAGCAGGCGGCGAAAGGAAAUCCCGGUGGAUCCACGAGGAAAACCAUCUUCUUUUACACAGGAGAAACGCUCCAAGUUGACAACAAAUCCGCUACGCUCAAGAAUGCCAAAGGUGAAGUUGUCUACUGCUGGGAUUUCGUCGAUAGGUCAUCUGCAGUCUCUGCGUUCUGCGUGCGCCACAAAGAAAAAGAGGGCGGGAAGAGCGAGACGCUCGAAGGCCUUCUUCCUCGAUCUCUUUCGUCGCUUUCCCUCUCGGGCACGCAGCCCACAGUGAUGCCUCUUGGAGCCUCGCACCCGGCGCCAGAUUCCCGUUCCUCGAAGCAAGGAGAGGCCGAUCGGAAAUCACAAGGAGAAAACAAGUCGACCCAGAGCUCCAGAGACCCGUCUGAGCAAGAACAGGCGGCGCCUUCCACGUCAAGUGUCUUGACAGACCAGACGAAAUCGGGCGCGGCUUUUGCUGCUUCUGAAAACCAGCAACAGAAACAAAAGGCCACAGGGUCGAGGCACGGCAACCUAAAGGUUGUCGAAGCCACCAGAGACCCGGCAGAGCCUCCCGCCAUACCUGUCCUGAAUGAAGAGAAAAGGGACUUCAUCCCGGCGAAAGACAGAAAAGGCGAAAGAAGCUUGUCGCUGCGGCGGACGCGCGUCGUGGAGGCGGGCGGAGGCGCCGCCAAAGAGCGAGGCAGAAGGACUUUCGCCGGCCGGGAGAAGAUGGAAGGCGGAGGACGAAAGGCAGAGGAAAGAGAGGACGAGAAAGGAGAAACCGAGAACGCAACAGGAGGCGCAAGGGCACCCGUAACACGGGGAACGAAAGACACGCCAGAGGAAGAGAAGCGAGGAAAACGAAAAGACGAGGAACCCCUCUCUGCAUCGCAGCCAGGAAUGACGCGAGAGGAUCCAGAAGCGAAGGACAGCGUUUGCCACCAAAGUGCUGAGACGGAUAAACAGCCACCGAAGGCGCCGCCGCGCCGGCUCAUGGCGAACGCAAUGCUUGGAUUCGCAAACGCAUUUGACCAGUUUGCUCGCCUUGGCGGAGCGCUCUUAAGCCCCGCCAUUUCCAUGGCGCAGACGCUCGACGUGGCGGGCGCGCUAAUUGCGAACCCGCAAGCAGCCGGUCUCGGGGCAAAUGCGUUGCCGGCGUACUCGCCGCCGUCAUCCCUCGCAUUUGUCUCUGCGGGCGCGCCGUCCUACGGCCCUUUCGCGGCAGCGGCGCCGGGGCCGAUUGUGUCAGGCAUUGCUGCAAACACCCCUCCGCCGCCUCGCCUGCCUCUCGCAGUUGGCGGCUCGGGACUUAGCGCUUCCUACGGCCCCGCCGCUGUGUCUCAGUCACAGCCGGCGAUCGUCUACUCUGCAUCCGCCGCUCCACAGCAGACGUACCUUAUUGGGGGACUCGGCCCGGGCUACUCUGUGUCCACAGCCUCUGUGGGCGCCGACUCUGCCUUUUUGACUUACCCUGGAAACUACUACACGGAUGGCGGGGUUCUAACGUCUCUGCCAGUGGGCGGAUACCAGGCCAUGACAGUCGCGACUCCCACCGGAAACGACGGCGCUCUGUACUUCAUCGCAACUGGGCAAGAGAAUCGGAACAGCGAGGGCGGCGAAUAUCGGAAUGUCGGCUCUGCAUAUUCCGAUGGCGGGGCUUGGGAAUCGCCCGCCUCUCCCAACAUGACACCCGAAGGCUCUGGCAUGCUUGGAUCGUCUCUCGGGGAGCCUCUGGGGAGGAUGUUGCAGAGCUGGCGAGGCUCUCUCGAGGAACCCACCAAGGCCGGGAGCGGGGAUCCUCGGCCGGAGCGAAAGGCUAGCGCGCGCACGGAUCAGGAUUUUGAAACGCGUGUGAGAACGGGUGAACGCGAUCUGAGAGCGGACUCAGCGAACAGGAGCCACGUUGGAAGCAACGCAAGGCGUAGCCUAGAGAAUGCCUCCUCUCUGCGACACGAAGGAGAACAACGGAGUCUCGACGAUGGAGAGAGCAAGGGGCCCGAAGCGCAUAGUAACAACCAGAGAGGUGAAACGGAACAGCAUGGAAAGAGUGAAAAGCGAGAGGACGAUGACGAUACAACACGUGGUUCUCAUGCUCAGGGAGUAUGGCCUUGUGUGGGGGAGAAAAUAGCUCCACCUAAAGAUACUAACGAAGCCCGUGUUCUCGGGAGGGCUUCCGAGCGAAAAACGCACAUAGAAAGAGGGGAAGAGAACACAACUGAAGCAGCGACGGAUCAGCAUCCGUGUAAACGAGAGGCAAAUGUCCAUGAGGCGGAAGGCCAAAGGGAUGCAGCUCCCAUUGGGACUCUCUGUCGAAGUGAAUGA
This is a messenger RNA of Neospora caninum, 7245 nucleotides long. RefSeq lists its product as hypothetical. Lineage: Eukaryota; Apicomplexa; Conoidasida; Eucoccidiorida; Sarcocystidae. The record is from RefSeq and is a predicted model, not a curated record. Bases 1 to 7245 code for a protein of 2414 amino acids. The transcript has 6 exons.